Messenger RNA from Pseudo-nitzschia multistriata, 1189 nucleotides. Lineage: Eukaryota; Bacillariophyta; Bacillariophyceae; Bacillariales; Bacillariaceae. The record is from the annotation of a GenBank genome assembly.
CYCAUUUAAAAUACUUGUGCCAGUAAGCAAAMACAACGUACGGUCAAAAGCUCUCUUCAAACUWACACUAUUUACAACAGACCAUUUCGACCAUGACGGCUAAGAACAAGCGAAGGAAUGCUGCCUCCAGAAUGGAGAAGCGAGCUGAGCGCGAAGAGAAGAUGAAGGAUAUUCCAGUCUAUGACGGCGAGAACAAAUACAGCGACGAAGAACCCCCAACACUCGAGUCCACGUACAAGCCCUUCACAACAGCUCAGCUUGGCGCCCUGGUMUUUCUCAUGGCCGGAGUAUCCAAGAUCUACGAGCUCAGUGUGGCCUUGCAGGAAGACAAGCUCGAAGCCCCGAGUUGCAUGAUCUACCUCAACAACGAUGAGACGACGUGCCAACACCCCCACUUUCAGAGUUUGGUGCAAGCCAAGUACUACUCGGCGAUCAGCUUGACAGGACUCGUUGCGAUCUAUGUCUUGCAGCUGUGGCAAUCGGAAUACUAUUUCAUGAAAUUCAUGAAUUGCUUGUGUAUCAGCCCUCUUUUUACUACUUUCUUGGCUAUGGUUGCCCUACCCUUCACUGUUCAAUCAGCAACAGAAGAAGGGGUCUUAUCCAASAAGAAAAUGUGGGAACUGUGCACCGUGCUGACUAUUCUGUACGGUACGGUAGCGCCCAAGUCAACAGACCAUCUCCCCUUCUUUACUGGCAAGAAGGAAACUGAAUCUGUAGAUCUUGUUUCACCUCAGAGUUUCGGUCUCUGGUGCUUGCUCGGAGCUAGUCUCUGGGAUAUAGCUCGCGUGUUUUACACUGCAUAUUCUAGCAACGUCGGUGUGCAAAAUGCGWUGCUUGACACACCCGUUCCAUUCCCAGAACCUGCUAAGGUCUUGGUCUACUUCUGGAUGGUCGAUAAGAUUGCUAUGGUUCUUUUGUAUGCUUUUGCUAUUGUCCACCUUCCUAAUUUCAAGCAACGUGCYAUUUUGCUGGCAUCACURGGUAUUAAGCUUUGUGAAUACUAUGYGCAGAUUCCCAGCAUGGACGACUCGUGGCAGAAUCAAGAUACCCUUGUCCCCAUGACGAUGGGACUGGCGAUCCUGAGUGGCGUAGGRUGGUUCUUUUAAUCACGCUUUGCCCUCGAUUUCUCUGGCCGAAAAGCAAUUCAGUACKAUAGACUGGAAGUAGAAAAAUAGCAUUGUUUWAUUUU